This is a messenger RNA of Rhodamnia argentea, 814 nucleotides long. Its product is annotated as probable calcium-binding protein CML13. The record is from RefSeq and is a predicted model, not a curated record. The transcript has a single exon. Gene Ontology annotation, cellular component: myosin II complex. Gene Ontology annotation, molecular function: calcium ion binding. NCBI's taxonomy places the organism in Eukaryota, Viridiplantae, Streptophyta, Magnoliopsida, Myrtales, Myrtaceae. Bases 112 to 555 code for a protein of 147 amino acids.
ACCCUCAAACCGCCGCUUCAUUCAUUUCAUCGCUCUCUCUCUCUCUCUUCCCCCUCUCCUCCUUUGCCCGACCCGAGAAGAGACAAAGGCCCCGAAUCGGAGUCCGAGGAGAUGGGCAAGGACCUGACCGACGACCAAAUCUCCUCCAUGAAGGAGGCCUUCACCCUCUUCGACACCGACGGGGACGGCCGGAUCGCCCCGUCGGAGCUCGGGAUCCUCAUGCGCUCCCUCGGCGGCAACCCCACCCAGGCCCAGCUCAAGUCCAUCAUCGCCGACGAGAGCCUCACCUCCCCCUUCGACUUCCCUCGCUUCCUCGACCUCAUGUCCAAGCACCUCAAGGCCGAGCCCUUCGAUCGCCAGCUCCGCGACGCCUUCAAGGUCCUCGACAAGGAGUCCACCGGCUACGUCUCCGUCGCCGAUCUGCGCCACAUCCUCACCAGCAUCGGCGAGAAGCUCGAGCCCUCGGAGUUCGACGAGUGGAUCCGGGAGGUCGAGGUCGGGUCGGACGGGAAGAUCCGGUACGAGGAUUUCAUUGCCAGGAUGGUCGCCAAGUGAGAGCGAGCGUCCCCAAGAGAGGGUAAUUUCGAAUUUGUGACGUUCGGGUGUAUUUUCGUGAACUUGUAUUGUUUUCCCCCUUUUUCUAUGCCAGGCGGUGGUUGUUCUUUUUGGUAUUUGAAGAUUGUGUUCAAGUUUCCGUGCAAGGUUCAAUGUCGUAAGAGUCGUUUGUCCUCUUUGUCGUUUCUUUCUCUUCUUAAUUUGGCUACUGUGUUGUUAAUUUGUUCGAUUAAUGCAUAGUGGUUUAUCUUUGCGGGCA